Messenger RNA from Linepithema humile (Argentine ant), 2193 nucleotides. RefSeq lists its product as uncharacterized. The record is from RefSeq and is a predicted model, not a curated record. NCBI's taxonomy places the organism in Eukaryota, Metazoa, Arthropoda, Insecta, Hymenoptera, Formicidae.
CAAGUGAGACAAAUAGCAGACGAUUUGACCACUCUGUAUAAAGUUGAAAGUCAUUUAGUUCGUGCCUUCUAGUCGAGACGGAUCGUCUACAAGAUCGACAGAAAACUGUGAAUUAUUGACACGUGAUCACAGAUUAUUAUUUCACGAACAACUAUUAAGCAAAAGUUUUUGUUUCGAAAGGAAAUAUCAAGCAGAAUAAAAAAGCCUUGAAAUUUCAGAUUGCUUGAGAUAGAAAAGAAGGGUAAAUUACAAUGACGAGAAAAGACAAAAAAAAAAAACCAAUUUUAAAGGAAAUAGAGAAAGUAGAGGAAAUGGAGGGACUUAUGCUAACACAAGAAGACAUAUUAGAUGCAAACAUAUCAGGAAGUGAAGAAGUAAAUACUUCUUUUGACGAAGAAUUAACAAUGCUGAUUACAAAACAAGUGAAACAGCAAUCUGAUAUGAAAAAAGAAGAACAAAUUUCAAUGGCAAAGAAAGUACCAAAACAAGCUAUAAUAAAACCAGAACAACAACCACAAUUUGUAAUGACAUCGGAAUUAGAAAACAUAUUGCGACUAACAGAAACAGUAGAGCUAGAUGUAAAGGAAGAGCUAGAUGCAAAGGAAGAGCUAGAUGCAAAGAAAGAGCUAGAAAAGCUGGAUUCCGUAGAAACAAUAGAAACAGAUGCUAUUCACAUUAAUGUUAAUAAUAACAUUUUGCUACAACCAUGCAUUGAACCUGCGUAUUCUGCGAGUUAUCAUCGAACUCAAAUAAGCUCGAAUAUAUUUCAACAUACCUGGGAAAUUGAUCGCUUCAAUUAUAUUCACAAGUUUGUAAAACAAUUAAAUUCUAUAUUUCCAAAUGCACCUCAAUAUGAGCUUUCAUUGAAAAUUAAUACAAUAUCCGAAUCUGAGGAUAAUACAUCCAAAUCUGAGAAAAUUGAUCUAUCACUUCAUCUAUUAACUCAAAUGGAAUGUAUCGGUUUAUGUACGGUUUCAUUGCGUUAUCCUCAUGAAUAUACAACAAAAAACAUAGUUUUAGACCAUGUAAAUGAUGCAGUGCUAUGUAACAUCACAGCAGCUGUUGCGACUUGGUCCAAACUUACGAUAGAGUGCACACUAGAGGUUUUCAAACAUGUUAUAGAAGAAAGUAAUCAUACUUUUUCAUUAUCGUUAUCACAUAUCAUCAAUUUGAAAAAGUCGAAUCUUGAAAAUUUGAAGUUAGAUCAGAAAUCUGUCAACUUUCUAAUAAACGGAGAACAUUACAUAAUGCCUCUAAAUUUAUUAAAGCUUUUAGACGGUAGCUAUUUUGGAAAUUUAUGCGAUAAACAUGGAAAAAAUGACAUAUUGAGCGAAACAGUAGUAGACGAGAAUCCAAUUGCUUUUAAGGAAAUGUUAUUUUAUAUUCAAACUGGUUUCAUAGCGGACGUACAUAAGUAUAAAUUGCUUCAAUGUUUAUUAAAAUUAGCUCAUAAAUAUAACGUGCUAGAUUUGAAAGCACUAUCUGAAUAUCACUUGAUACGUUUUAUUUCCAAAAAGAAUGUUGUACAUCUUGCUGAACUUGCGAUUUUACACGAUGCAAAAUAUUUACGAGAAAGUACGAUAAAUUUUAUUAAAUUUUAUACGAAUAUUCUGAGUACUCAAGAAUUUAAAUCUCUAUCGCAAAAUGUUUCGAGUGAGAUAAUUGAUUCAAUUAACAAAAUUAAAGUGAAUAAAAAGAUUAAACGUAUAGAAGACUCUUAGUGUUCUUUUAACUUGACUUUAUUUUCAUUAGAUAUAAAAACAAUCAUUAAAAUAUUUGCCGUUAUUGUCUACAGACAUAGUAUGACAGAGCGUGCCAUCGCUAAGUUGAUGCCAGCAAUAAAAGUGUGAUAGAGAGAAAGUGCACGAGUAUUCUCUUCGUCUUUUCGCAUAUAUGCAAAUUGUUUUUUAACUGAUCUGAUCAUAGACAUAAUAUAUAUCAAUCAACAUCAAUAAAUUCAUGGUAUAUGUUUAAAUUUAAUAAUUUAUUCAAUAAUUAUUUGACAUUGUAGCAAAUAUGCUUAAAAAAUUAUUUAAUAUUUAAUAUUAUUAACAAAAAAUGCAGUGUCCGGCUAUGUCAAAAAUCGCAUAAUAUCUUUUUCAUAAGCAUUUUUAAAAAUAUGUAAGCAUAUAUUUUUUAAAUAUAUAUGAUUAUAUUGUUACAGUUUUGUACAUACGCACACCGUACAUUUUC